AUGAAUUAUUUUUUUGUAUCAUUUUGUUUCUUACUUAUGUGCAUUAUGCACAACAAUAUUGUUCUAAAUGAAAAAAUUAUUCCUAUAGGUCCAGCUAAUCGUUCUAAAUUAAAAAAAAUGAUAGAAGGUGAUGAAGAUUUUAAAAUAAAUAUACACGCACCUGUAGAAGACACACAAGAAACUCUUGAAGCUUUGGAUUCCUUGAUGAGAGUAGAAGAAAUUCACAGAAAAGCUGAGGAGGAGGAAUUUAUGAACGAUAAGCAGAGAUUGUUAAAAGUUCAUAAAAAAAGAAUUCAGGAUAUUGUUGACUCAGCUUUUGAACCACUACAUGCUUUUUUACCGAAUCCUUUGCAAUAUUUAGUUAUUAAAGACGUACAUUCGUAUUUAAAAAAUGUAAAAGAGUAA
Plasmodium relictum is the source of this 405-nucleotide messenger RNA. It is a transcript of the gene PSOP6, whose product is annotated as secreted ookinete protein, putative. The transcript has 5 exons. The coding region runs from base 1 to 405 and encodes 134 amino acids. The record is from RefSeq and is a predicted model, not a curated record. Lineage: Eukaryota; Apicomplexa; Aconoidasida; Haemosporida; Plasmodiidae.